Molecule: messenger RNA, 327 nt
Organism: Trypanosoma theileri
Lineage: Eukaryota; Euglenozoa; Kinetoplastea; Trypanosomatida; Trypanosomatidae
Product: TATE DNA transposon protein
Exons: 1
Source: RefSeq, a predicted model, not a curated record
AUGUUCCGACUCUUGCGGGCCUACCGAUACUUUUACCGACAGGUGUCUGGUGGCGCAGACUGGGACGCACCGGUGCCGUACAUCCAUCCGAAGGUGCUCGAUGAGCUUAGCCGCAUCUCGAAUGAACUGAUCAAGAACCAGUGGUGGCGCAUCGACCCACCACGACAUGCCGACUACAACAACGACUCGUACGAUAUCGUUGCCUAUACGGACGCCUCCCGCGAAGGAUGGGGAGCCGUGGUGCACUUUCAGUUCACGGGCGAAGUGACUACGUUACAGCAGCGUUUUGUCACCCACCACCAGCGUCCGUUUUACAAGGGACAGCCA